UGAGCGACAUGUUGCCGCCGGCGGCGGCGCCGCCGCUCGACGACGAGAACCUACUCACCGAGAUCCUCCUCCGCCUCCCGCCGCUCCCGUCCUCCCUCCCGCGCGCAUCCCUCGUCUGCAAGCGCUGGCGCAGCCUCACCUCCGACCCAGCCUUCGCCCGCCGCUUCCGCCUCCACCACCGCCGAAACCCUCCCCUCCUCGGUUACUUCCACGGAGUUUUUGACGGGCUCCCCUUCGAACCUGUCCGCUUCGAGCCUACUCUGGAGGCCCCCAAUCGCGUUCCGCCCGGGCGCCUCUCCUUGCAGCUUGACUCCAACCUCCGUGUACUCGGGUGCCGCCAUGGCCUCGUGUUAAUCUUGGACUGGCCCCAGCUCCUGGUGUGGGACCCCUUCGCCGGCCACCAGCACCGCCUAGCCUAUCCCCCGGGGUUCGAUCCGGACAAGUCCAACGGGGCGGUGCUCCGCUCUGCUGCCGGUGCCGGCGAGGUUCACUUCCAGUUCCAGGUCGUCGUGUCAGAUUAUUACGAGACCUGUGUUUACUCGUCAGAGACUGGGGCGUGGGGUUCUCUAAUCUCAACCCCAACUCCAUCCGGGAACUCCCCUGACAGUGACACCAGGGUUCGGGAACUCCAAUUAUGGAAGAGGAAGACCGGUUUCGAUGGCGUUGCAUCAUGGGAGAUGGGAAGAACUGUUGAACUGGGCAAGCUUUUCUCUAUGGAUUCACAUGAUUUCUUGACCAUACAAGGGUACGCCCAGGACAAUAAUUUGGUGUUCCUGUGGACCGGUAGGAGCGUCUUCAUGGUCAAGCUUGAGCCAUUUCAGUGCGAGAAACUUUUAGACACCAACAAGUGGGAUCGUUAUUAUCCAUUUGAAACCGUCUAUGCUACAGGUACCUAGAUUUGUAUUCUGGCUGCCGAGAUGCAGGAAUUGGCUUCUUCAAUGUGGGUUCAUCAAUUUUCUAUACCUCACUGUUCAUGUGAAGAUCAAUGGUCUAUGUUGCAUGCAUGGUCAACUAGGAAGUGGAAUCGUAGGAUUGAUCAUUAAUUGCUAACUUCCCUCCAUUAUCUUAUUGCUGGACACAAUUAGCCAACUGGCUUGAUGAAGAUACAGACUUGCUUGGGUUAAUUAGCAUUUGUGGUACAUUUGCUUUAUGCUUUCCAAGCAAGGUUGCCUGCCCAAUGAUCUUGGCUUACUGUCAUGUGCGUGUAUCUGUAUGUGUGUGUUAAUCUUCUCUCUGUUUCCGUUUGAUUAGGUUCCAUGUUGUAUUAGUUUGGGAGAUUUGACGUUGUAUUCCUGCUUAUGUCCAUUUAGUGUG
Molecule: messenger RNA, 1314 nt
Organism: Triticum aestivum (bread wheat)
Lineage: Eukaryota; Viridiplantae; Streptophyta; Magnoliopsida; Poales; Poaceae
Product: putative F-box protein At3g16210
Exons: 2
Coding region: 9-896 (295 amino acids)
Molecular function (GO): protein binding
Source: RefSeq, a predicted model, not a curated record